AUGACGGGAUCUCAACUCCAGGGGCAAGCGGCUCCGGUCAGCAAAGAUGAGCACCACAAUAACAACCGUCCCCCCACGCCAGCAGAAGCAGAACGGCUCGCCCUCCAAAGACAAAAAUCGAUAGAACAAGCCAUCGACGAAGGUCACGACGCCGACAUCCCAUCCGACAUCGGCUACGUGUUAGACGAACAAGGCGAGAAGCGUCGCAAAGAGGCCAUCCGGCGUAACUCUCUCGCCCGGGCACGGAGUCAUGCCAGCCAUACCAGUCACCAUGACCAUCACCACUAUGAUCACGACGUAGAGAAGGAAGCAGCUGGCACAUCUUCCUCUUCCCACAACCCACAAGACACCUCAGGCGUCGUCACUUCAGAGGAAGACGACGCCAACAUAGUCUGGUGGCACGAAAACGACCCCGAGAACCCCUACAACUGGCCGCGCUGGCAAAAGAUCCUCAACGUGGGUCUCAUCAGCGCGCAGACCUUCAUCGCCCCUUUGGCCUCUUCUAUCUUUGCCCCCGGCGUGCCCGCCGUGAUGAAAGAAUUCCACAACUCCUCCCCGGAACUGGCCUCCUUCGUGGUAUCGGUGUACAUCCUCGGUUUCGCUGCGGGGCCCCUGGUGAUCGCUCCGCUGAGCGAGAUCUAUGGACGGCUGAUCGUUUACCACGUGUGCAACGUGUGUUUUAUUGCGUUUCUCAUUGCGUGUGCCGAGGCGCCGAGUUUCAACGCGCUGAUUGCUUUCCGCUUCUUGUCGGGCAUCUUUGGUUCUUGCGCGGUUACCAACGGCGGCGGGACGAUUUCCGACAUGAUCACGCAGGAGAAGCGGGCGAACGCCAUGGCGCUCAUGACCAUGGGCGUGCUUCUGGGGCCCAUCAUCGCGCCCAUCAUCGGUGGCGUCAUCAGCGACUCGAGUCUGGGCUGGCGCUGGGUCUUUUGGAUCUUGACGAUCCUGGCGGGCGUGGUGGCACUUUGCAUGCUCGUGUUUGGAAGGGAGUCGUACGCUCCCAUUUUGCUGCAGGGGAGGGUCGACAGGCUGAGGAAGGAGACGGGUAAUGAGCUGUUGAGGAGUAAGCUGGAUAUCGGGCUGAGCCCAAAGGAUUACUUCAAGCGCAGCAUUGUGCGGCCGCUGAAGAUGCUGGUGUUGAGCCCGAUUUGCAUCAUUUUUGCGAUUUAUAUUGCUAUCGUGUAUGGGUACAUGUACCUCAUGUUCACCACAAUCUCGAGGGUGUUUACUAACCCGGAUACCUAUAACUUUGGCACCAAGAUUGUCGGCCUGGUCUUCGUCGGCAUGGGCGUCGGUUCCCUCCUGGGCCUCGUUUUCUUCAGCGUCGCUAGUAACCGCAUCAUGAAGGCCAAAGUCGGCCCAGACGGCAAGGGGCAAUGUACUCCCGAGGAUCGGCUGAAGUACCAUGUCCACUGGAUCGUGCCGAUUAUGAGCCACGCUCUCAUCGGGUUCGGCAACAUUGUUAUUUUUAUGGCUAUCAGCAUGGCCCUGAUUGACACGUUCACCAUCUACGCUGCGUCUGCCCUGGCGGCCAACACGGUGGCGAGAAGUGUCUUUGGAGCAGUCCUUCCCAUCUUCGGCUUGCGAAUGUACGACACGCUUGGGUUGGGAUGGGGAAACAGUCUGUUGGCGUUCAUCGCCGUGGCCUUGAUCCCGGUGCCAUUUUUGCUGAUCCGAUAUGGUGAGUUGCUGCGGACAAGGUAUGAGAUCAAAAAACCUCUAGGUGAGUAG
Messenger RNA from Sordaria macrospora k-hell, 1731 nucleotides. The record is from RefSeq and is a predicted model, not a curated record. Lineage: Eukaryota; Fungi; Ascomycota; Sordariomycetes; Sordariales; Sordariaceae.